UCAUAAAUUGAAAUAUCAUGCCUAUUUGAACUUUAACAACUAAUAUAUAUAUAUAUAUUAGUUAUCAAAGAAUGCCCUGCCAGACCCUCACCAUUGCAUUAGAAGAUUGAAUUCUCUGGACUCUCAACAAAUGGCUCCCACGAAUGGAAAAUGGACUAAGAUCGAUCAAAAGACCGCAGGCCCAGGCGCAAGAAGCUCUCACGCCAUCACAAUCGUAGCCCAAAAGGCCUACGCCUUCGGCGGCGAAUUCUCCCCCCGAGUCCCCGUCGACAACAAACUCCACGUCUUCGACCUCCACGAACACAUCUGGACGGUCGCCGUCGUCUCCGGCGAUGUCCCUCCGCCACGCGUUGGCGUCACGAUGGCCUCUGUCGGCCGAAUCAUUUACGUCUUCGGCGGUAGGGAUUCAGAGCACACGGAGCUAAACGAGCUCUACUCCUUCGACACAUCCAACAGCAAAUGGACUCUCCUCUCCGGCAGCGACUCCGGACCACCACAUCGGAGCUACCACUCCACCACGGCCGACGACCGCCGCGUAUACAUCUUCGGUGGGUGCGGGAACUCCGGCCGCCUCAACGACUUGUGGGCUUACGAUACAGUAGAUGGAAAAUGGAUGGAGUAUCCGGCAGGAGGGGAAAGGUUAAAGGGUCGAGGUGGGCCGGGCCUGGCUGUGGCCCAAGAUAAAAUAUGGGUUGUGUACGGAUUCGCGGGUAUGGAAAUGGACGACGUUCACUAUUUCGAUGUGGCCCAAAACCAAUGGGCCCAAGUUGAGACUAGCGGGGAAAAGCCGACGGCUAGGAGCGUGUUCUGCACGUGCGCGAUUGGGAAGUACGUGUAUAUAUACGGUGGGGAAGUGGACCCCAGUGAUCUGGGGCACUUGGGGGCCGGGAAGUUCGCGGGAGAGGUUUACGUGUUGGACACGGAGGCGUUGGAGUGGAGUAGAGUGGAAGAUGGGCUGGGCAUGGAGAAUCACCCUGGGCCGAGGGGUUGGUGUGCGUUUUCUGUGGGCCGGAAUGGAGAGGAAUUGGGCCUUCUAGUUUAUGGGGGUAAUUCCCCGAGCAAUGAUCGACUGGGGGAUAUCUACUUUUUUGCUCCGUGUGAGUGAGAAAAUGGUGAAUCAUGUUGGUGAUUUGAUGAUAGGUGAUGGGAUUUUCUUUUUUAUGAGUUAUAUUGGCCUUUUUGGAAUAAAAGGCUAAAAUGUUAAUAUAGAUGGAGGGAGAGGGUGUGAUGAGAGAGGAGUUUAAUGAGUGAUAAUGUUGGCGAAUAUAAAAAUAAGAGGAGUGAUUAUAUAUUGUGUAUUUUGCAUAAUUAUAAUGCAGUAAAUUGGUGGUAAUUUACCUUUUUAAUU
Molecule: messenger RNA, 1348 nt
Organism: Benincasa hispida (wax gourd)
Lineage: Eukaryota; Viridiplantae; Streptophyta; Magnoliopsida; Cucurbitales; Cucurbitaceae
Product: Galactose oxidase/kelch repeat superfamily protein
Biological process (GO): nitrile biosynthetic process
Cellular component (GO): cytosol; nucleus
Molecular function (GO): enzyme regulator activity; protein binding
Source: RefSeq, a predicted model, not a curated record